Messenger RNA from Drepanopeziza brunnea f. sp. 'multigermtubi' MB_m1, 1881 nucleotides. RefSeq lists its product as uncharacterized. NCBI's taxonomy places the organism in Eukaryota, Fungi, Ascomycota, Leotiomycetes, Helotiales, Drepanopezizaceae. The record is from RefSeq and is a predicted model, not a curated record. Gene Ontology annotation, molecular function: transmembrane transporter activity. Gene Ontology annotation, biological process: transmembrane transport. Gene Ontology annotation, cellular component: plasma membrane.
AUGCCUCUUCAGUCGAUGUACAACAGCUCGCUUACGGCUCGUCCUCAACUCGAUGUCCAAGCUUCACUCAUCGCAAGGCUGUUCUUGUGUUUAGGGGUUCGCCGACUGGACCUGCGUGCAACUGUUACGGUACCACUUACCUUGAAGCCCGGAAGCUCGUAUGAAGAGAAGAGCAUUGGAGACUUGCGAAAUGUUCGGACUACUUCGGGGGUACCAAGAAACCCACAUUAUUAUGAACUCGAAGGACUCCGAACCGAAGGAGACGGACAAGACCACACGGCAUAUAACAUCGGCUCAAGUGGAUUUAUCAUGACACUACUCGGCUGCUCAUGUGGACUCGCCGGAGCCAUCAUUGUGCCAUUGCUCUACCUCACUCUGGGAACCACCAUUGCGUACGAUCUGAAUGCCACGACGUCGACCCUCUGGAUGUUUACCUCGAUGAUCAUCGCGGAAGGCGCUCUCGCACCAUUCGUCGGCCCACUGGCAGACCUCUUUGGCCGGAAGCCGAUCUUCAUAGCCGGCGUCGUCGUGUCGGUCACUGGCGCCAUACUGUGCGCCGCCACCCCCAACGCGGCAGGAUUCAUUGCUGGACAGGUUCUCCUCGGGAUGGGCGCCAUCAUCCAGGAGCUACUUGCCAUCGCGAUCGCCGUUGAGAUCGUCCCCACGGCCAAACGCAGUCUGUACUCGGCCUUGAUUCUCUGCGCUCUGAUCCCCUGGUCUCCUUCCACAUUGUACGCAAACUGGAUUGCCACCUCUUCCUGGCGGUGGAUUGGACUGGUCAUUGCGCUGUGGAACCUCCUCACCGUGGGCAUCAUAGCAUUCUUCUACCACCCUCCCCCCCGAGUCAACUCCCUGGGUCUGACGCGGAGAGAAAUGAUCGGCCGGAUUGACCUGGUCGGCGGCUUCCUCCUCACCACCGGCCUGCUCUUGUUCCUGGUCGGGCUCAACUGGGCCGGCGGGCAAGGCUACCCGUGGAACUCGGCUCACGUCCUCACGUUCCUGGUGAUCGGUGGCAGCAUGAUCUUGGGAUUCGGGGCCUACGAAUUCUUCGUCGCGCCUUACCCGCUCUUCCCCAGGCGAAUGGUACACGCACCGCGGCCAUUCUUCUGCAUGCUCUACGUGAUCUUCGCCGGCGGUAUCAACUUCAUCCCUCUGACGGCAUUCUGGCCCAUCGAGUCCAUCGCCGUCUUCCAGACGGACCGGUAUCAGACGGGUAUCAACACUUUGCCGAUCGGGAUGGGGAUUUCCAUAGGUGCGAUCGUGUCGGCGUUGCUGCUUUCCUUCGUCAAGGGCUACAUCGCUUAUCUGAUGGCGUUCUUCUGCGUGAUGCAGACCGUCGGCUCUGCGUGUAUGGUUCUUAUCAACCCUGACGACGUGCGGACAGCUUUUGGCCCUCUCAUGCUGGCCCUGAUCGGAGUCGGAGGCGUCAUCGUCCCCAACCAGGUCAUCAUAACCGUCAUCACCCCCGACGACCUGAUCGCCUCGGUCACCGCCCUCACCGUCGGCCUGCGCUGCCAAGCCCAGGUGAUCGGCCUCGCCAUCUUCUUCAACCGCUUCACCCACGCCGUCACCCAGCGCGCCGCCACCACCCUCGUGCCGGCCGCCCUGCAGAUCGGCGUCUUCGACGUCGCCAAGAUCGAGGCCAUGGUCCGCGGCCUGACCGCCAUGACCGUCGAGGAGUACGCCGCGGUCCUCCCGGAGCUGUCGGCCGGCGCGGGGAAUGUCCGGCUCGUGGUUGCCGCCGCCCAGGCGUGCUUCGGGGGCGCGUUCCGGGUCGUCUACCUCGUUACGAUUGCGUUCGGCGUCACGGCGUGCGUGGCGUCGCUGGGGAUCGGGGAUCUGGGCAGGUAUCUGGAUGAUCACGUUGCUGUAGUGCUGUGA